AUGGCCGACUUGCGAAGCUCCAGUGACGAUGAUGGCCGGCCGCCAAAACACCCGCAAGAAGGGCCUAUUAGCAUGAUCUCCGACGAUCCAAGACCUUCAGAGCUAGAAGCCGAGACGGUCGCCCCGGAGAACGGCUCAGACGGCAAACAAAGCGGCGAAGGUCAUGACAUCGACCCGACCGAGCAAGGACCUCCAACAACUGCUCCCGUCACAGAGGAACAAACCAAGCCAGCCGUCGACCCAACAGUUGCAAAGCACGUCAACGAUGUCAUGACUUCAGAACUGGGCAUCCCAACCCUGUUGAACCGCCUCAAGCAAAGCUUAGCUUCGGCCAAGGAGUUUGCUUUAUUCCUCAAAAAGCGUUCCGUACUCGAAGACGACCAUGCGCAAAGCCUUCGAAAGCUGUGUCGAUUAACCCAGGACAAUGCGCGCCGACCCGAACAUCGCCAGGGCACCUUUUCCAAGUCCUACGACGAGAUGGUCUUUAUACACGAUCGCAUGGCCGAGAAUGGAUCCCAGUUUGCUGCUUCGCUCCACCAGAUGCACGAGGACCUGUUGGAAUUGAUUGCGAAUGGCGAACGGGGACGCAAGACGUGGAAGGCGAACGGUCUGGCUGCCGAGCAAAAGGUAGCCGACUUGGAGCAGGUGAUGCGCAAGAGCAAGGCCAAAUAUGAUUCCCUGGCCGAAGAAUAUGAUCGUGCGAGGACGGGCGAGGCAAGACAAGGCGGCAAGGUUCUUGGCGCAUUCAAGGCGCAUAAGUCUGCCGCACAACAGGAGGAGGAUUUGCUGAGAAAAGUUCAGACGGCAGACCAAACAUAUUCAGGUCAUGUGCAGUCACUACAGACUGAAAAGGCUCAUCUUGAGAAGUCUGCUCGGCCGGAGGCUGUCAAGGCGCUGCAUGAACUCAUCUCUGAGACUGACUCAGCGGUCGCUCUGCAAAUGCAAAAGUUUGCCGCAUUUAACGAGAAGCUCCUCCUCGGGAACGGUUUAAUCGUCAGCCCGUUCAAGACUCAAGGUGCCGAAGGAGCUGGUCAGCCGCGAAGUUUGCGCCAGGCUGUUGCUGCCAUUGACAAUGAAAAGGACCUCAACGACUUUGUUGCUAGUCAGCACGCCAGAAUCCAGCCCUACACCGAAGUAAAAUAUGAACGCAACCCGAUUUUGAACCCCCCUGCCUCCUCCGUCAGCCAACCCCCACCUCAAACUAUGCAUACCGCCCAAACAGUUGGGACUUCUGGUCCUCCUCCUCCCGAAGGUCCCAAUUCCUUCGGCAUGAGCUCAAGAAGCAGCACCGGCAACUUUGGUCCCAUGGGAAGCACGAUUUCGUCGCAAGGCCCCUCGGGGUCGCAGGGUGGCAUGCCCGAAGCUAAUCGACCCUAUGGUCAAUCUCACAACCGCAGCUUCAGCCAAGGCAACAUGUUGAGCCAGCAGGCACCACCUUCACAACAGCAAUUCUCAAGCAGAAACUCUGCUCAACCAGCGCCCAGGUACGGCAACACCAUGGGCUCACAAGGACCACCUCAACUUGGUGCUUUGCCCUUCCAAGGCUCGCAACCGCCGCCACAGUCUUCAACUCCUCCUCAAGGAGCUCCAUUCCAACCUCCAAAUGAUCCUCGUGCCGGUGGCCCAACAUACGGCGGCGCUCCGCCCCCAGCCUAUGCUCCCGCGCCGAGAAACAACACAGCCGCGCCGUCGAAGCCCGUCUACGGCGUGUCCCUGAACCGCCUGUAUGAAAGAGACGGUCUGGCCGUGCCAAUGGUGGUCUACCAGUGUAUCCAGGCCGUGGAUCUAUUCGGACUAGGCGUCGAAGGCAUCUACAGACAAUCAGGCUCACUGAACCACAUCAACAAGCUCAAGGGCAUGUUUGACGCAGACUCUUCCAACCCCGCCCUGGACUUCAGAAACCCCGAAAACUUCUACCACGACGUAAACAGUGUCACCGGCCUCCUGAAGCAGUUCUUCCGUGAUCUUCCUGAUCCCCUACUCACAGCAGAGCAUCACGAUGCGUUUGUCAGCGCAGCUAAACACGAAGACGACACUGUGCGCCGCGACUCCCUCCACGCCAUCAUCAAUGCCCUCCCUGACCCCAACUACGCUACUCUCCGCGCCAUAACGCUCCACCUGUACCGCGUCAUGGACAAUUCCCACGUCAACAGGAUGAACUCGCACAACCUUGCUGUCAUUUUCGGCCCAACCCUCAUGGGAUCCGACCCUAGCACUGCCAUCGCUGACGCGGGAUGGCAGAUUAAAGUCAUUGAUACCAUUUUACAGAAUACGUAUCAAAUCUUUGAUGAGGAUUAA
Messenger RNA from Pochonia chlamydosporia 170, 2298 nucleotides. RefSeq names its product Rho GTPase activator (Rgd1). The transcript is spliced from 6 exons. Gene Ontology annotation, biological process: signal transduction; regulation of GTPase activity. NCBI's taxonomy places the organism in Eukaryota, Fungi, Ascomycota, Sordariomycetes, Hypocreales, Clavicipitaceae. Gene Ontology annotation, cellular component: cytoplasm. The record is from RefSeq and is a predicted model, not a curated record. Bases 1 to 2298 code for a protein of 765 amino acids.